Molecule: messenger RNA, 8729 nt
Organism: Mercenaria mercenaria
Lineage: Eukaryota; Metazoa; Mollusca; Bivalvia; Venerida; Veneridae
Exons: 2
Coding region: 168-1679 (503 amino acids)
Source: RefSeq, a predicted model, not a curated record
AAAUUCACAGACGGUUUGUGGCCAAUUGUCCCUCAUACUGAUAUUUAGUUUAGUGUUAGUAAUACAGUUGAAUCGAUUGGAAGUAAGCGUUAAAUAUUUUGGGAAUGUACUUAAUUUUUAUUAUGGCUUAACGAAGUGUUAGACCAACGAAGACAUCAUAUUUAACAAUGCAAAUAUAUGUUUUUACUUUCGCAAUGAGGAAGAGCAAAACGUUAAAAAAACUGCUGUUUCUGUCGUGUUUUUUAACAUUUCUAGUAUGUGGAUUCAUGUUAUACACCAAAAAGGAUUCUGAGAUAAAGCAAAUUUCGCCGAAUUUUACAGUUUACAUACCUCCAAACUCUACUGCAAUGUUUUUACCGAAUCACUUGAAUAAAUCUCAUAGAAUUGGUGUUUUGAUAAUGUGUAACUACCAAGACAACAGAGGCUCAUUGUCAUUGAUGACAUUGUUACAACAGAACAUUCCAUCCAUCUAUAGGACAAUGGAAAAUGGUCAUAUAUACAAAAUAUACGUCGGUCUUACAGAAUCUUUUCGAGAUAUCAUUUCCUCACAAUAUAACAAAUUAUUGGUGAUGUCGUUAGAUAAUAGACGUUUUUCAGACGGAAUUAAUUCACUCGCAAAGAAAGCAGUCAGUGAUCAGAUUGAAUAUUUUGCACUGGCAGGUUAUGAUACAGAGUUCAAUCUAAAUACUUGGACGUCGCAGGCCAUAUAUUCGUUAAAAGGACACUGUCCGUCAGAUAUCGGUGUUGUUCUUCAACAUUGUUGCAAUACAAAUGCAAUAGCAAUGGUUCAUAAAAGACAUUUUAAUCUAUUUGGUAACUUCCUUCCACCAAAGUUGAAUAUUACCGACUCAAUUGCAUGGCUACAGAGAAUGUAUUUCUCAGAUCAUCUAUCUACAUUACCGGUUAAUACAGAGCCGUACAGUACUAAUCUGUUGAAAAGAGCUAUUCAUGAAUCUGAGCGCAAGAAAACAAGCUUAAACAACAACUUGGAAAAUGAAAAAGAACUUUGUGUAAUUUCAUAUUCAUUGUACGGUUCAGAUCACCGAUACAUUGGCGGUGCUGUAGAGAAUUCGUAUUUACUAACAAUAAUUUACCCAGGAUGGAAUAUAUGGAUAUAUCACGACAAUAGCGUACCCAAAUCAAUUCUUGAUACGAUCUGUAAACUUCGUAGCAUUAAGUGCAUCAAUAUGUCAUUAAAUGCAAUUAAAAACAAGCGGUCCUGGCGAUUUCUUGUUGCAUCUGAAAGAAAAGUUGCUCGUUUCAUCAUACGAGAUAUUGAUUCGAGACUAAGCUUUCGCGAGAAAGUGGCAGUUAACGAAUGGAUAUAUUCUGGCAGAAAGCUGCAUACAAUGCGAGAUCACCCUCACCAGACGUUUUUCAUAAACGCUGGAUUGUGGGGUGGAAUGAAUGACACAUAUCAAAAUAUGGAACAGGCUCUGUAUGCAAAUCAUUUGGCCGACAACUAUUUAAGCGACUCCAACUUCCUCAAUCGUAUAGUUUGGCCGGCGGUAAAACACUCUGUCAUGAAACAUGAUUCAGUGCUCGGUUUAAAAUUUGGAGGAGUGAAUUUCCCUACUUCUCGUAUUGGAUAUGAGCACGUUGGAAGUGUAUACAUCAAUGGAAAAGAGAGAAAAGUUGAUGUUGAUUCAUUAAGACGGUUUAAAAUUCUUAAUAAUUGAAUGAGCAAGAAGAUCCGAAGUGAUUUUAAUUAUGUAAGAGUAUUUAAACGAAAUGAAAUUGAUUCAAAACUAAGUACCAAACAUUGUUUCUAUGAAAUAUAAAAUGUAAGGGUAGAUUUCAUGGAAGCACAGAACUCCCCAAACAUAGCCAGAGGGCAAUGUAUUGCAAGGUCGACCCACAGCAAAAAGAAGCUGUGGGCGAAAAAUAUUGUAGACGGGUUGCUUCAAAAUUCCAACAAUAAGUGCAUUAUAAAUGUAUGCAAAUACAGAAACAUUGGGUUGGGAGGUAAAAUAUAGAUUAAAGGGUCGGAUGUAGGUGGAGAAUGGAUGUAUAUUUAACAGAGAAAGCAAAUUUCCUUAAAUGCAGUUUUCCUAUAACGUCGCACACACGCUCGCAUAAAACACAUACACGAACACACGCAUGCACGCACGCAUGCACGUACGCACGCAGGCACGCACACACACAUACCUACGUACAUUUUGUUUCAAACCACUACACGUCAUUUUCCGCCGGCAAUUCACUACCACUACCACUAUAACAAUAAUAAUUAAGUGCGACAUAUGACACUGUCGACCACGCCAUUCUUCUAGAUGUUAUAUAAACACAAUAUGGCUUCUGUGAUACGGCUCUUCAAUGGGUGACUCUUAAUUAAGGCCUCGUGCUUAUAAGAUUAAUAUAAACAAUUUAUUCAUCAGACCUCAACCAGACCUCCAUCUUGAAUGCAGUGUGCGCCAGGGCAGUUGCCUUGGUCCUUGGCUGUAUCUCAUCUAUGCUGGAACAUUUUUUGAUGUAAUUCGAAAAUCCAUAUCAGUCUACGGUUUUGUUUGCAUAGAGCAGAUAAAAGAUUUCUUCCUACAUUUGUUUCAACAAGGUUUGUUAAAUUUCAUUCUCAAAAACUAUAUGUUUGCACCAUUAAACAUGAUGUUUUAACCUCUAUAUGCAACUAGUCUGGACGUACCAUGUAAAGCUAAAGCACUGGUAUUGGCAGUAGGGAUGAAAUGACCUUAAGCGGAAGGGGGCGGUCGUGAUUGAUUGUUAUAAAAGGAUGCUAUUAUAACUACUGUUAUUAUUAAUAGUGUUAUAAUAAUAAUAAUAAUAAUAAUAAUAAUUAAAAUGUACAACGCCAUUGAGUAUCAUUGUAUAAAAUAGGCGUUUAAUCAAAUCAUUCAGUUUCAGUUUCAAAUCAAUUUUACUUUAUAUACCCUCAUUUUAAAGUCUCAUAAAAAAAAUUGUAGCAAAUAGGUAAUCUCAUAAAAAAAAAACUGCAGCAAAUAGGUGAUAGACGAAACCUUGAAAGAUACCAUUUAGUGAUGAACUUUGCAUUUAACUGAAAACAGCUCGUCCGUAGGUCAAAAAAAAAUUUACCUUGAAAAUUAACAAGUAAAGUAAAUAUAUAUCUAAUAGUUUAAACAUUAUCUUGACGUUUUGAACCACCAUAUCCCGAUGUCUCUCUAGUUUAUGGCUGCUUCAUACGGGCUUUACCUGUCUGCACUGGCAAAAUAUGUUAUCUUCAGCCUUUUUCGUUUUACAGGCAAAUGUAACAUAAAAUUGAGACUAUUAAUUUCAGUGAUAGAGCCUUGUAUUAAUAUGUAAAUUUGAUAUUUGUAAACUGUAUGUUGAACUGUUUGCUUUUGUGAACUGUGUCCUUUUUGAGUUUAUUUAUAAUUCCAGUGAAAUGCAAUAGAUACACUACAUGUAAAAACAGACGUUUUAAAGGAAUCUCAAUCAAUGUGUACACACAUUUUAUUCACAAUUACAGUUACUACAUAGUACAUUUUUACAUUGCAUAAGUCGGUUUUAUUGUAUUCAACCUCAGUUUAAAGUAUCAUUAGAAAAAAGGAGUUAAAAUAGGUAUUGGAUGUAACUUUAACAUACCAUUUAAUAAUAAGUCAUUGCAUUUACACUGUAACCAUCUAAUAUGCAGGUGCAUGAAAUUACUACCCACCGAUUAACUCAAUAAGUGAAGUUAAUUUAUUUUACAUGUACGAAAUUUUACAGCUGUAAAAGAUCGGUAUUUUGUUCUAAUUACAGUCAUAAUUAUUUCAAUUUUACGCCUGUAGAUUUUAUAAUCCAACAUUGAUUUUACAGAUGUAGAUUUCAAUUAACAGCUGUUAAACGACAGUAAAUCAGGUCGAAUUAUGCAAAUGAGAUACAAAUGCAAGAAAAACUUACAGCUAUAAAAAUGAAAAAGUUACAACUGUAAAUAUGCCUAAAAGUUACUACUGCAGAAAUAGAACAGGUGUUGAAAAAGAGAACAUUAAUUUAAGAGACGAAAGCAGAAGUACAAACAGUUUAAGGAUGAAUUGUAAUUUUCUAGAAAGGGUAGCAAUUACUACACAAAUGGCAAAAAAAAUAUCUAGUAAAGAACAAUAUCAAAUAUGUUUCUAGUACGGCAAUUGUUAAACUAAAUGUAUAUGUAAGUUUGGUAUUUGAAAACUUUAUGUUAAACUGUUUGUUUUUGUGAAUCGUGUCUUUAUUUUUUUUUUUCGAUAACACGAGUUAGACUUUAUUUAUAUUUUCCGUUUCAUUGACUACGUACUCGUUUGUAUGGAAAGGAUUGCAAGUCACACAUGUUAUCAUAUGUUAACACACACGAUUUAAAGGAAUCUCAUUACAUGUGCACACAUGUCUUAUUCACAAUUAAAGUAACUACAUAGUUCAUUUUCUCAUGCGACAAAUCAAUGUUAUUCUAUGCAAUUUCAUUUUAAUCAAAGUCUCGUUACAAAGAGCGGUAAAAUAUAGGUACUAGAUAAACUUUUGAACAUACCAUUUAGUGAUAAGUUUUUGAAUUUAAAUUGAAUACAGCUUAUAUGCAGGUGCAUAAAAGUGCUACGCACCGAAUAACUCAAAAAUAAAGUUAAGUUAUUUUAUAGCUCUAAAAUAUCAAGCGUCUAGUUAUCUUGUCAUUUCGUACCGUCGCAUCCCGGUGUCCCUCUAGUCUAUACAUGUUUCAUUUGGGUAUGAAUUGGCUGCACUGGAAAAUAUAUUAGCGUAAUAUUAAGCCUUCUUUCUUCUACAGACAAAUGUAACAUGAAAAUGAGACUAUUCAUUUCAUCAAAUAAACCUCCUUUUGAUAUGCAUGUUUGAUUUUUGAAAACUUUGUGUUAAACUGUUUUCUUUUGUGGACUGUGCCUUUAUUUUUCAUUUGAUUACACGAAUUUGAUUUUUUUUCAUGUUUCCUAUGAAAUCCACUAACUUUCCUAUGAAAUCCACUAAUCCAUAAACUUUCCAUUGAAAAGGUUUGUAAGUCACUACAUGUUUACACACGGCUUAUUCACUAUUAAAGUGACUACAUAGUACAUUUUAUCAUUGCAAAAUCAAUGUGAGUAUAUGCAAUCUCAGUUCAAAGUCUCGUUAGAAAGAGUGGUAAAAUAUAGGCAAAAGAUAAAAUAUUUGAACAUACCAUUCAGUGAGAAGUUUUUGCAUUUACAUUGAAACCAGCUUAUAUGCAUGUGGAAAGAAGUACUACGCACCGAUUAACUCAAUAAUUGAAGUAAACAUAUUUUAUAGCUCUAUAACAUCAAGUGUCUUGUUAUCUGGUCAUUUUUACCGUCGCGUCUCGCGUCUAGUGUCUAGUUAUCGGGUAAUUUUGUAACGUAGCGUCCAACCGGGGUCCCUCUAGUCUAUACAUGUUUCAUUUGGGUAUGAAUUGGCUGCACUAGAAAAAUCGGUUAGCGUAAUAUUCAGCCUUCUUUCUUCUACUGAUAAAAGUAACACAAAAAUGAGUUUAUUCUUUUAACUAAUUAAAUCCCGUUUUUAAAUGUUGACUACUUAGUAUAUUUUAAAGUGACUACAUAGUAUAUUUUCUCAUUACACAAUUCAAUGUUAUUGUAUGCAAUCUCAUUUCAAUGUCUCGUUAGAAAGAGUAAAACAAUAGGUGAUAGAUAAAAGUUUUGAACAUACCAUUAAGGGAGAAGUGUCUGCAUUUACAUUGAAAUCAGCUUAUAUAUACGUGCCUAGAAGUACUAUGGUCCGAUUAGCUCAAAAAUUAUCUUAUCUUAUCUUAUCUUAUCUUAUGUAGUUUUGAUAUUUGAAAACUGUAUGUUAAACUGUUUGCUUUUGUGGACCGUGUCUUUAAUUUUCUUUUGAUAAUACAUGUUUGAAUGUAUUCACAUUUUCCGUGGAAUCCGCUACGUACUCGUUCGUAUGAAAAGGAUUGCAAGUCACACAUGUUAUCACAUGUUAACGCACACGUUUUAAAGGAAUCUCACUACCUGUGUACUCACGUCUUAUUCACAUUUUAAGUGACUAUAAAGUUCAUUUUCUUAUCGGAGAAAUCAAUUUUAGUCUAUGCUAUUUCAUUUUAAUGUCUUGUUGGAAGAAGUUGUAAAAUAUAGAUAAAAGAUAAAACUUUUGAACAUGCCAUUUAGUGAUAAGUUUUUGCGUUUACAUUGAAUACAGCUUAAAUGCAGGUGCAUGAAAGUACUACGCAUCGAUUAAUUUAAUAAAUAAAGCUAAUUUAUUUUAUAGCUCUAAAGAAUGAAUUUAAAUUUAUUUAUAUUUUUCUAUGAAAAGGAUUGUAAGUUACUACAUGUUAACACACACGUUGUAAAGGAAUAUGACUACAUGUUUUCACACGUCUUAUUCACAAUUAAAGUGACUACACAGUACAUUAUCUCUCUGCACAAAUAUACUAUAUAUACCAUUUAGAUUUUGCAUUUACAUUCGAACCAGCUUAUCUGCAUGUUCAUAGAAUUACCACGCACCCUGUAACUCAAUAAUUGAAUUAAAUUUAUUUCAUAGCUCUAGAACGUCAAAUGUCUAGCUAUGUGGCCAGAUUGGGUCGUCAUGUUUCGGUGUCCUUCUAGCCUAUAACUCUCGUCAUUAAACAACUGAAAUACGGUUGAAAAACGGCGCUAAACCCGACACAAAAACUACCCUAUAAAUGCUUCCUACGGGCCUGACCUUGCUGCACUGGCAAAAUGUUUUAUCGAAGCAUGCAGCCUUUUUUGUUCUACUAGCAAAUGUAACAUAAAGAUGAGGCUGCUCAUUUCACUGAUAAGCCUAGAGUUGGCAUGUAGAUUUGAUGUUUGAACUGUUUGCUUUUGUGGACUGUAUUUUAAUUGAAUUUAUUUCAUAUAUCUCGUGAUAUCCACCACAUACACGCUUCUAAGAAAAGGGGUGCAAGUGAUUUAAUUUCCAGAUUUUUUUACAUUACAAACGCGGGUGUAAAGUGCUGUGUGGCGGUCGUAAAAUAGUCGCCCUAACUUCAUCUCAGUUUUGUUAUAAUUUCUGAUUCUUUGGGAUCAUUCAUUCAACUCAUUUAGAUUAGAAGAUUGAAUACUGUCAAGCCGGUGCUAUGGGGCAUGGGCGGUGUUGCAUUAUCCAUUACUGGUCACGAACAGACUCAAUCAAACCGAGUCUGCAAUUUUCACUUUUUGCCUUGUUCUCGUUGAUUCCGAGGGAUUUAAUUUCCAGAUUUUGUUGACGGCAUGUAAACACACGCGCUAAAGAGGAAUCUCACUACAUGUUUACACACGUCUUAUUCGCAACUGAAUGGACUCCAUAGUUCCUUUUUCCUUGCGCAAAUCUUUGUUAAAGUAUGCAACCUCCUUUUAAAGUUUCAGCAACAGUUAUGUUAUAGAUGCAUCUUUAAAAAUUCCAUUUAGUGAUAUAUUUUGCAUUUUUAUUAAAACCAGCUUAUCUACAAGUCCUUGUAACUCAAUAAUUAAAAUUUAUUUAUUUUUAAAACGUUAAGUAUCUAGUUAUCUGGUCAUUUUGUAACGUCAUUUCCAGGAUCCUCUGCAUGUGCAAAAAUGUUUUAUGGAACCCUUCGUACUACUAGCAAAUAAGAAUAUUCGUAUAACUAAUACUCUGUAGGAGUUAAAAUAUCAGCAUUGUUUACUUCACGCACAAGGAAAUCUUCAGCAAAAAGGGUAAAAGAAGUUUCAUGUUCAUGAAUGUCCAUGUCUUAUUAAGGCAUUUUAUCCGGUGCAAGUUUCUUGGAAAUUUUCUUAUCGAUAGUGCCAAUAAUCCAGUAUUUCACCAUUACCCAUUACCCCGUGCAUUAUCUGUACAAGAGUAUUGAUUUUUCUGUCAAACUGAACGGAAAUGGCACUAAAACCACAUGCAAAAGCAUAUUUUAAUUAGCAGUUAAAAUGCAUGUAGUAUAGCAUAAUGGCUGAAAAAAUGGCUAAAUCUGGCUGUAAUUUUCGAGGGCAUAUUGUAAGAUAUGCGGACUGCUUUGUAUCGGCGCAUUAGAAAUUAAAGUCGAUUUGGAGAAAGUGUAGGGGGACAGUACGCUGCCAUAUGUACCGUACCGUACCCGAUGGAUAUCUCUCUUUAAGGUGAAGCAUGCGUAACGAGCGGGAUUUUUAAAAUCAAAGUGCAUCUUUGAACACAUGCUUAAAUUAUAGCAAACACUGACUUUCACUCGAUGUAAAAUUAGGCCUUUGUUUCCGGUAUCCCGACCUAUCCUAAAUUUGUGGACCGACCCGAAAUGUUCUGAUGGCCUUGUUGAAAUUUGUUUUCAACAUUUUAACAAAAAGUUGCAAACCUGCACCUUAUGCUUUAAACAUGGUAAGUGAUUUUUAAAAAUUAAUUUACUGAUGUUGUAAAUGCACAACUGCCUGAUCUAUUCAUUUUAAUGACACAACAAUCAUUUCCGAAAAGUACCACAUUAUAUAUGAUAAUACAAAAUAAAAACCUAUAUACCCCGACUAUUCACCGUAAGAAUGCUCAGUUUUGGGUAAAAAAUAAAAUGUGCUAAAAGCUUUCCACGAAAUUAUUGCUUUCGAGUGGAGUGAUUAAAAACCGUUCAAAAGAUAUCUUUGAAAAAAGUAACAUUGUCAUUUAAAUAUAGCACUAUGAGAAAAUAUAAAAUUCAUAAAUUUUGUCAAAAUAUGACAUCUUUCAAAUGCGUAUUAUUAUAUCAAUCGGGCUACGCCCUCAUGUUUUAUUUCCUUUGCAUCUGAACUCCAAACAAUGAUAUAUUUAGCGACAAGUCACGAAAUGAGAAAUACUAUUACCUAAAUGAACAAUAUAAUGUUAAAUAUCUUUUUUAAAUAUGUCUAUUGUAUUUUUGUUUAAAUUAAAAACGAAUCACUGAA